AGGCUGCGGCGCUAGGCAGUCAGUCGCUCUCAGCUACGACAUGCAUAACGCAUGAGAGCCCGAGCGAGAUCUCUCUAACCCGUCUCUCCUCCGCCAACACACACACAUACACACCUACAUAUAUACACUCUCUCUCGCUCUCUCACCCUCUCUCAUACACACACUCUCUCCCCGUACUCUCUCACCCACACGAUCUCACGCACACACCGUAUGUAUACGCACACGUACACUCACGUAAAGAGAGGGACAUCCACCGCCAGGAGGAACACAUACGCACGACAUCAUAUACCUACUCUGCUCCCGCCGAGUCGAGUCUCUUCCGUUCCGCGAUUACCGUCGUACGUCCCUUUACGCCGAGCCGGUCGGUCGCUCGUACGCUGCUCGGUCGUCGGUCCGCGGUGGCAACCCCUAAGUGUAGUCGCGCCGUGCAUCGUCGCCAUCGGUACGCGUCCAACACGCCGGAGCCACGGACACGACGCCAGUGCGGAAUAAUCCUCGCAUCAACGUAGACAUUGUCUUCGUCGUCGGCGUCGUCGUCAAUACGAGAUAGUGAUUAUUCGACAACGAGUUUGACAACCACAUCAGGAAUGAGUGAUCUCGGCUGAAUCGAUAUUCUCGUCGCGAGUGACUUCCCGACUCAAUUGGAGGGUCGGUCUCUACCCACGAGACCCAAGAAGAAAGGUUUUGAUUACGCGUGUGAUUCUCUCGUGCGGGGACGAAUGAUCACGGAAGAUUACAAAAGAGAGGAAGAAGCGAGUUCCGGAGCGCCGCGAUAGAGCGGUGCUCCGAUUUUCGGAGCAGCGCUUCGUUUUCACGAAGACCCAUCCUGUUAGAACAGAAUAAAAUAUUGUGUCUCUCUUCCGUAAGGAUUCGUCGAUGUUUUCGUGUUGUCGCGUACAUGACACAACUCGAGAAACUAUGGACGAAACCUCAUCGAGAGCGACAACCAGCUCCGUCUGGUGUCCGGUGUAUCAUCGCAAACUGUGGAUUGUGCCAGUGAUCAGUGAUUAUUAAGGGAACAGUUUCGCGAAGAUUCAUUCAAGUUUACGUUAUCGUGACGUGACUACUUGACAACAUCUUGAGAUCAACAAAAAGGAAAUUAUUAAUCAUCGUCAAUAUUCUUGUGAAAAAUUUAUUCUCAAAAUUCAUCAACGUUCGGAAGACUCUCUGUGUGCUGGCUAGUAAUAUACACCCCGUGGGCGUUCCACGGCGGGUAAGCACACACCGAGAGGGUUUCGUGAAGCCUCUCGACGAGCGGAAAGUAGAUGGCCGCUACCACGUACAUGCCGGUUAGUAGCGCAGUGUCUACCGACCUGGAUGGUGGUUCGGGUACAACGAUCGGGAUGAACAUCGCCGUUGGUGGCUAUUCCUCGGGCUCGCCCCGCAGCGCCGCCGACGCCGGCGAGAUGAAGUACAUGCCGGCGCCGCAGCAUCAUCACCACCAUCACCAUCACCAUCAGGUGUCAUCUUCACCGUCGCCGAACGGACUUUCCCAUCCGGCGAGUCUCUCGUCGGCGAAUCCCUGGGUGAGCCUGCAACCUGGCAGUGAUCCCUGGGCGGCCUCGAUGGGCAUGCAUCACACUACGCAUCAUCCCCAUCAUCAUCCUCAUCAGGCGAACACGAGCCUCGACGUAAAACCGUUGACCGCGGCCGCGGCGACCGCGGCGGACCAGGGCAUGCACCAUCGGGGUCCGCAUCAAUCCCCGGGUAUGGCUUCGCCGCAUUCUUGGCACGCACCGGUCGUCCCGUCGGCGCACUACAAUCCCAGCGGUGGUGCGGCCUCGCCCACUACACUUCAGCAGUACCAUGCGGCAAUGAACGGUAUGCUGCAUCAACAUCCGCAUCAGCAUCCACAUCAGCUGCACAACCAUCAGACCGGUCUACCUCACCACUUGAGGGACGCGCAUAAUCACAGUCCACCGUCGGGACAUCCCUUGCACGGGGGUCAUCCGCUCGACAGGGAUCACAGCGCAGGUGAGGAGGACACGCCGACGUCGGACGACCUCGAAGCCUUUGCCAAGCAAUUCAAACAACGGCGCAUCAAGCUUGGUUUCACCCAGGCGGACGUCGGGCUCGCGCUCGGUACUCUCUACGGCAACGUCUUCUCGCAGACGACAAUAUGCAGGUUCGAAGCUCUACAGUUGAGCUUCAAAAAUAUGUGUAAGCUGAAGCCGCUGCUGCAGAAGUGGCUCGAGGAGGCGGACUCGACGACCGGCUCGCCGACGAGCAUCGACAAAAUCGCCGCUCAAGGCAGGAAGCGGAAGAAGAGAACGUCGAUAGAGGUAUCGGUAAAGGGCGCGCUCGAACAACACUUCCACAAGCAGCCUAAACCUUCGGCUCAGGAAAUCACCUCGCUGGCGGAUUCGUUGCAGCUUGAGAAAGAGGUCGUCAGGGUGUGGUUCUGCAAUCGACGGCAGAAAGAGAAGAGGAUGACGCCGCCUAACACGCUAGGCGACGGUAUCAUGGAGGGCAUGCCACCGGGACAUCAAAGCCAGAGCGGCCUCCAUCAAAGUUAUCAUCCUCAGGAUCACCUGCACGGCUCGCCUAUGGGCCACAGCCACAGUCCGCCGAUGCUCAGCCCUCAGGCCCUCACGGCCCACUCGCUUGCUGCUCACUAGCGUUCGCCGGGGCCUCCCCCGUUGGGCCUCGCGGUAACCUCGCAAAAUUCGACGAACGUGUCGUCGACGGCGGAGACAACGACUCUGCCGCCGUUCUAUCAUCACUACCUUCAGGCGCGCACCGGCAGUUACACGACUUCGUAGCUGAUCGACUCGCGGCGCCCUUUCUGUCUGCCGGACGGCGCUCGUUACCGGAACGAAGGUACCGAAUGGUGGCUCGUUCGACGAGGUUCAACGGGGCUUAACGAGGCCGAGACCGGUCCAUUGGGGAGGCUGAGAAGCUGACGCGCCCGAUCGCCGAUCUUUUUUCGACCUUGACCGCGCUCACAAACCCGAAGAGAGAAUGAAAUAUUGAAGAAACAGAGGACAUGUCGUCGUAAAAUGUUGCAGCUGUCAACAAAGCAUCGAUGGCCAUCCUGUGUUCAAGUUCAUUAGGAUAUCUAAAAGUCGUCAAAAGUAUCUUUUUCGCCGUCUUCAACUCGCGAUAACGGCUGUUUCUCUCCAUCGACAAAGUGACUCGACGACCAAAGAAGAUCCAAUGUCGUUCUCUCGAAGAAUACCACUGUGGAUAGCCGUGGUGAUUACUCCUCUUCCGCGCCAGCCAGGUCGAGACCCGUUCGUCCGUUCGUGGAGCCGAUUCGCAGAUCUUGUUGGCUGUUUGCUGUUGUUUGUUAUUGUUGUUUCGUCAUCGUCGGUGAACGGAAGUGGUUGCCGACGGAAAUCCAAGAAGGGAUAGUUUAAAAACAGAGUGCGCGGAGUGGACUUCGACGAGAGUGCAGACGAAAAGAAUCGAGGUGUUUCUUCUCUCUCUCGUUCGCGAGAAGAUUCGAUUAUCGGACACGCAACAUGCAUCGCAAGGGUGUUUUUCCCUUGUUUUCUUUCACGAAGAAAUCUUGAAAUUCGCAAAUCGGACGGACGAACGGGCGUCAAGAAAAGAGCGUACGUAAGGGACGAAUGCUGUGUUCGCGCGGGAUUUGCUCGGUGCAAACCUGGCGGAUGAUGUAACAUAAGUAAAUAUGGACUGUAAAUAAUGUACUAGAUAAAGCUAGUAAGUUAAGUGAGAGAAAGAGAGAGAGAGAGAGAGUAUGAGUUUUAUUGUCGUCGUCGUCGUCGUUGUCGUCAUCGUCGUUGUCGGCGAGCGAGAACGUUCGAAAAAACUAGACGCGGGAGCUGGAAUAAAUGGAGGAAAGAGAUGAAGAGACACGAAGGAAGAAAGAAAGAGAGAGAAAAAAAAA
Molecule: messenger RNA, 3853 nt
Organism: Pseudomyrmex gracilis
Lineage: Eukaryota; Metazoa; Arthropoda; Insecta; Hymenoptera; Formicidae
Gene: vvl
Product: POU domain protein CF1A
Exons: 1
Coding region: 1266-2618 (450 amino acids)
Biological process (GO): brain development; regulation of transcription by RNA polymerase II
Cellular component (GO): nucleus
Molecular function (GO): RNA polymerase II cis-regulatory region sequence-specific DNA binding; DNA-binding transcription factor activity, RNA polymerase II-specific
Source: RefSeq, a predicted model, not a curated record